This is a messenger RNA of Hemiscyllium ocellatum (epaulette shark), 7946 nucleotides long. It is a transcript of the gene cradd, whose product is annotated as CASP2 and RIPK1 domain containing adaptor with death domain. The transcript is spliced from 2 exons. Bases 262 to 876 code for a protein of 204 amino acids. The record is from RefSeq and is a predicted model, not a curated record. Gene Ontology annotation, molecular function: death domain binding; protease binding. Gene Ontology annotation, biological process: signal transduction; regulation of apoptotic process. NCBI's taxonomy places the organism in Eukaryota, Metazoa, Chordata, Chondrichthyes, Orectolobiformes, Hemiscylliidae.
CAGGUGUAAGGAGCUUCGGAAAUUGGGAGUAAUGGUGUAAGGAGCUUUGGGAACUGGGAGUAAUGGUAUAAGGGACGUCGGAAAUUGGGAUUAAAGGUGUAAGGAGGCUUAGAAACCGGGAGUAAUGGUGUAAGGGACGUCGGAAAUUGGGAGUAAUGGUUUAAGGAGCUUUGGGAACUGGGAGUGACGGCGUAAGGAGUGUCGGAAACUGGGAGUGACGGCGGGAAGCGGGAGUUGAGGCGCGAGGAGCGGGCGGGCGCCAUGGAGGAGAAGCACCGCCGUAUCCUGAGGAGAUUGCGCCUGGAGCUGGCCGAGCAGCUCAGGGUCGAGCUGGUGGUUCAGUUCCUGUACCAGGAGCGGGUACUGAGCCAGAGUUUCCUGGAGGAGAUCCAGGCGGAGCCGGUCAGUAUCCGCCGCGGCCUCAUGCUCCUGGACCAUCUCCCGAGCCGCGGGCCUCGGGCCUUCGCCGCCUUCUCGCUCUCUCUCCGGGAGGAGUCUCCGUGGCUCCACCGGCGGCUGCAGGAGGAAGAGCGGGCGGAGGAGGAGAGGGAGGCCGGAGAGGAAGAUGAAUCACGACCACCUCUUUCAGACCACAUCUUGAACAGCGUACCUACCGAUAAGCAGUUAAACCAGCUUUCCAGCCACCUGGGACCAGAAUGGGAGCAAGUGAUGGUGGACCUUGGACUAAAAGAGCCAGAUCUUUAUCGAUGUAAAAUGAACCACCUACAUAACCUCCAAGCGCAGAUCUUGGCUGCCUUUAUCCUGUGGAAAAAGCGUUUCGGGAAACUAGCGACUGUGCAGCAUUUGACCAACAGUCUGAUUUUAGCUGACACAGACCCUGGAUUAAUCGUUAAAAUAUUUCAAGGUGACUGUUGACCAUCUAAACAUUCAAAAUCACAUGGCGCCUUGUGCAGUUGGUGUCCAAUCUGAAUUAUAGAGACACCGCGAGGAGACAAUUCCUCUUUCUACCUCUCAAAUGGAGAGAGGAGAGAUAUUAUUUUCAGCGAGAAAUAAUUCAGAAUCUAGGGACAAGGUACAAUUUUUCUACAGUAUAGCCUGAUGUUUUUUCUUUCCUCUCUUUAACUAUCAUUUAAAACUUGUGAAAUAGGGAUAAACAAAAAUGGCAAUUUUUCAAAGAAUUGCAUCUCUUUCCUUGAUGUGUUAUUAGGGCUUUGAGCCUCUUAGCAAGAUUAACUGGCCAGACAUUAUUAAGCUAGAGAGCGUUCAGAAGAGAUUUACCAGGAUUUGCUGGGUAUGAAAGGUUUUUAUACAGAGGCUGGUUUAUGUGUGGAAUGAAGUUCCUGAGAAAGUGUUGGAUGUGGAAAAAGUUAGUGUUUAAAGCAUGUUAAUAAAUACGUGAAUAGGAAUAGUUUGGAGGAAUGUGGACCAGGAGUGGGCAGAUGGGACCAGUUUAGUUUGGAUUUAUGCUUGGCAUGGACUGGCUGGACUGAAGGGUCUGUUUCAGUGCUGUGAGAUUGUCUGGUACGUUUAAGAAUGGGUAUACUUGCAUUGGAGGGAGCUAUGGUGAGGUGGUUCUCCUCUGAUGAGAAAUAGUGGGUAAGUGGGUAACUUAGGUCUAUAUUCUCUGGAGUUAAGAAAGAUGAGAGAUGAUCUUAUUGAAGUAUACAAAAUUUUGAAAGGGUUUGAUGGAAUGGAUAUUCGGAAGUUAUAUCCUCCUGGCUGGGGAAUCUGGAACAUGGGAGCAGCCUCGGGAUAAGGGAAAAUGAUCAUUUAGAACCACGAUGAGAAGAAAUCUCUUCACUCAGAAGGUUGUGAACCUUUGGAGUUCUGACCUCAGAGCAUCCACAAUCCACUAUCAGUUGAGUAUAUUCAAAGCUGAGAUUCUAGAUUUAUGUUGUCUCAGGGAAUCAACACCUAUAGGAUGUAAGAAAGGGUUGAGUUAGAAGGUCAGCUGUGAUCUUAUUGAAUGGCAGAGCAAAUGGGCAGAAGUGGGUACUGCAGAUGCUGGAGAAUAGAGUCAAGAUUAGAGUGGUGCUGGAAAAGCACAGCAGGUCAGGCAGCAUCCGAAGAGCAAGAAAAUCGACGUUUCAGACAAAAGCCCUUUAUCAGGAGCAAAUGGCAGAGCAAAUAGUCUACUUCUGUUUGUCAUGUUCAAGUAAGAUCAGAUUAAAGGAGAGGCUUGUUGGGGGAAUAACUGCUCCAGUGAGUUUGGCCAAAUGACCAGUUUCGGUGCUGGCAAUUCUAUGUUUCCAUUUGAAAGUAUAUUCUGUUGAGUUAAUCAAAAUGUAAAACAUUUUAAAAAUAUAAUUGUUUUUAAUGUUUCCAGGACUGAGGGGUGAGAUGAUGUUUUAUCUUUGGCAGGCACUUCCCUUGUAAAAUAAAGACAGAAUCUUUCAAUCUGGCUCUUAUCAUAUACUAGUUUGGCAAUAUAUAAUAGUGCUGGAUUAGUGGUGCUGGAAAAGCACAGCAGUUCAGGCAGCAUCUGAGGAACAGUAAAAUCGGUGUUUCAGGCAAAAGCCCUUCAUCAGGAAUACAGGCAGAGUGCCCGAAGGGUGGAGAGAUAAAUGAGAGGAGGGAAUCUGGUUUCCAGCAUCUUCAGUCAUUGUUUUUACCUAAUAUAUAAUAGUGCGCAUUGUCAAUAGGUCAUGCACCACAGACAUAUGUUUUGGAAAACCUGGGCUUAGCUAUGACUUGACUCAGCUCUAACUUAAAACAGUUUUGCUCUCUUUAAUCUCUGUGGUUGUUCAGUGAAAGGCCAUUAGGCCUAUUCCUCAGAUAAAAGGUUGGCCUUUUGAGGAAGGAUUGAGCAGAUUGGAUCUAUACUCAUUGGAGUUCAAAAGAAUGAAAGGUGAUCUUUGAUUGAUUUAUUGUCACAUGUACUGAGGUACGGUGAAAAGCUUUGUUUACAAGCAGUACAAGCAGAUCAUAGUAAGCAAGAAUGUACAGAUCAAAAAGACUUAGACUGAAGCAUACAGCUUACAUUGCACAGAGUGUAAGCUAGGUAAUAAUGGCACUAGUUGAGGAUAGAGAGUCCAUUCAUCAGUCUAAUAAUGCUGGGAAGAAGCUGUUCCUGAACUGCUGCUGCAUGUGAUCAGGCUUCUGUAUAUUCUGCCUGAUAGAAGAGGUUACUAGGGUGAGAUGGGUCUUUGAUGAUGAUGUCAGCCUCUCUGUGGCAGCAAGCUGUGUAAAUGGAGUCCAUGGAUGGAAGGUUGGCUUCUGUGAUGUUCUGGGCUGUGCACACCACCUUCUGUAGUUUUUUACAGUCCUGGGCAGAGCAGGUCCCAUACUAGGCCAAUAUGCACCUGGACAGUAUACUCUUGAUAGUGCAUCUAUAGAAGUUGGUGAGGAUCCUUAUGGUCAUGCCAAAUUUCCUGAGUCAUCUGAUGAAAAAGAGACAUUUGCACCUUCUUGACCAUCACAUUUAUGUGGGAAGUCCAGGAAAGAUUGUCAGUCCGAGGAACUUGACGCUUUCCACGCUUUCAGCCUCAGUUCUGUUAAUAUAGAUGGGGGCAUGUUCUUUUUUUUUCUUAAGGCAAUGAUCAGUUCUUUAGUUUUGUUGAAGUUGAGAGGUGGUUGUCAUUGCACGCAUCACUAAGCCCUUUAUCUCCCUUCUGUAUUUUGACUCCUAAUUGUUAGAUGGCCAUUCCACUACGGUGGUGUUGUCAGCGAACUUGUAGAUGGUUUUCGUUUGGUAUGUGGCAGCAAUAGUGGGUGUACAGGGAGCACAAUAGAGGGCUGAAGGCACAUCCUUGGAGGAGGUGCAGUUGUUUAUCUUUACUGCUUCUGGUGUCUUGAGCAGAAAACUGAGAAUCCAGUUGCAGAAGAGACCAAGGUCACAGAGUUUUGAGUUUAUCUGGAGGGGGUAAUGGUAUUGAAGGCAGAGCUGUAGUCAAUGAGCAGGAGUCUGACAUAAACAGCAACUAAAACAAGAAAGUUAUGGGUGUUUUAGUUGCUGUCUAAAAGGACAGUGUGAUUCACACUGGGUUGUAGCAAGAGUGUUUCAGAAACAACAGUGGAGGACCCUAACAUUUGGGCUUCCUUCAACGUAAAGCCAUAACCUCCAACUGCCUGGAAGGUGUAGGAAUAAACCAGUCAGUUGGCCUCCAGCAAAGAAGUCGAGCUGCUAGCUGAAACCACGUGCUUUCCAAGAAAUUCCUUGUUUCAUGAAGUUCAGAAAAUGUAGAGACUGGUACAAUUGCAGCAUUUUAAAAGGUAUAGGGUUCAGAAAAGGUUUACAGCGAUUGGAGGAUUUGAGCUGUAGGGAGAGGCUGAGUAGGCUGGGGCUGUUUUCCCUGGAGCGUUGGAGGCUGAGGGGUGACCUUUAGAGGUUUACAAAAUCAUGAGGGCAUGGAUAGGGUAAAUAACCAAAGCCUUUUCCCCAGGGUAGGGGUGUCUAGAACUAUAAGGCAUAGGCUUAGGGUGAGAGGGGAAAAUUGAAAAGGGACCAAAGGGGCAAUCAAAAGGGACCAGAUUGGUUAGGAUAUCUGACUGGCAUGGAUGUGUUGGACUAAAGAGUCUAGUUCCAUGCUGUAUAUCUCUAUGACUAAGUUGUCCUAUUGUCCAGAUGUUCCAGGGAUGAGUGCAGGGCGAGGGAUAUAGCAUCUGCUUUGGACCUAUUACAUUGUUAGGCAAAUGUUGGGGAUUGAAACAUAUUGAAAUGUACUUUGUGGGUUUUUUUUAGGGUGGAUGCUGAAGGGAUACUUCUCCUAAUGGAGGAAUCUAGAACAAGGUGACACUGGUUCAAAAUAAGAGAUCUCCCACUGGGACUAGGGACUAGGAAAAAAUUCUUGAGGGGGUUGUUACUUUUCGGAACUCUCUUCCCCAGAAAUCAUUGGUGGCCAUGCCAUCAAAGUUUCCAUUAGACAUGUUUUUGGUUAAAUGUUGAGACUCAAGACUUAUGGUAGACCAGCAGGAAAGUGGUUCUAAGGCCACAAUCAAAUCAGUCAUAACAUUACUAAAUGACAAAUCAUGUUUAAAGGACCAAAUGGCCUGUGCCUGCUCCUAUUUUCUGUGAUGCAUUGGGGGCUGAAGAAUGAUGGCUUUUCAGAACCUCGUGUUUUACCCCGUACCCAUUCACUUGAUCAAUCAAGGGAUAUUUCUCAAAGGUUCUUUUCAUUACCCUCCCUCCUCCAUUGGAUAACAGUAACGGGAUCAGACAGGUUCAGCAUAGAUUUACAAAAGGAAAAUCAUGCUCGACUAGUAGAGUUGAUGUGGGAGAGUCAAUGGAUAUGGUUUGCUUAAACUAGUGAGAAGGCCUUCAUAAAGGAUUAGCAUUUAACUAAAAGUGCAUGGGAUUGCAGGUGAUGCACUCAUAUGGAUAGAGAGUUGGUCUUUUUUCGACUGGCAGGCCUGUGGUACUACAGGGCUUCAUGCCUGGAUCCCAGGUAUUCAUAAUACGUUGAUGAUCUACAUGAGGAAACUAAACAUGAGAUUUGAGGAGGACGCAGAGAUGCUUCAGUGUGGUUUUGACAACUUGAGUGAGUGGACAAAUGCAUGGCAGAUGGAGUAAAAGAUAGAGGCCUCAUGCCAGUGGAUGGGAAGCAUAGAAAACAGUAGCAGGAGUAGGCCAUUCAGGCCCUUCUAACCUACUUCACUCUAUUCAAUAAAGUUGUCACAGUCCUACUGGAUCAUAGGGCUGCUUUCUCAUUAAAGAGAUUUGACUGGUGGUGGUUUAACCUGAGCAUCACCACACCUCUGAUGAGGGGAUGGAUGGAAAAGCAGAGUCCUUCAUGUUUACCUCAGCCAGUGCAGGAAUUGAACUCGCACUAUCUGCAUCACAAACCAGCUGUUCAGACAACUGAGCUAAGCAAUCCUGUGGACAAUGUGAGGUUAUCCACUGCUAACAAAAAGAGGAAGGCAGAUUAUUAUCUGAACAGCAAAAGAUUGGGAAAGGGGGAGUUUAAAUGAGAUGUGGGUGUCUUGGUAAACCCAUCACAGAAAGUAAGCAUCGAGCUGCAGUAUGUGGUGAAGAGGGCAAAUGGUAUGUUGUCUUCAUAGUUAGAAGAUUCAAGGUGUACAGGAGCAGGAUAUCUUGUGGCAAUUGUACAGACCUUUGUGAGAUCAACCUGGUGUAUUGUGUGCAGUUUUGCUCUCCUUUUAUUUGAAGAAGAAUGUUCUGGCUAUGGAGAGAGUGCAGCAAAGAUUUACCAGACUGAUUCCUGGGAUGGUAGCACUUGCUAUGAAGAGAAGCUGGAUCGAUUUUCACUGGAGUUCAGAAAGAUGAGAGGAGAUCUCAUAGCAACCUAUAAAAUUCUAACAGUUCUAGAUGGGGUCAACAUAGGAAGGAUAUUCCCAGUGACCAGAGAGCCCAGAUGGGUCAAAGGCUAAGGAUAUGAGCUGGGAUGAAGAGAAACUUCUUCACCCAGAGAGUGGCGAGCCUAUUGAAUUUUCUGCCACAGAAAGCAGUGGAGGCCAAAACAUUGAAUGUUUUCAAAAAGGAGUUAAAUGUAGUUCUUAGGGCUAAAGGGUUGAAGGGUAUAGCGUGAACAUGGGAAAUAGGGAACAGAAUUGGAUGAUCAGCCAUGAUACUAAAUAUUUGAAGAGCUGAAUGGUCCACUUUUGCUUCUGUUUUCUGUGUUUCCCGUCUAGUGGCAUGAGGUCUACACCUUCCCCUGUUCAUCUUAUUGCCUCAAACCUUGCUCUGCUUCAAAAACCAUUAGGGCCCUGGGAAAUAACCUUUGACCUUAUGUUCUGCUUCUUGCUCCUCUUCUCCCACCCCCCUUUUAUAAUUGCUGUAAUCAUGGAUUUUGAGCCCCUAUCCCCUACCUGUUACAUAUUGUUCUUAUUCUUUUUGUAACCAGUCUUUCUUUCUAAGAUGGACCAUUUGCAGUGAGGUUCGGACAGUCUCACUGAACAUUGCUCGCCAUGGGGUUUCCUUGACAGUCUGAAAUGCAAGACAGAAUGAGAUUACUGUACUGGGCAAAACAAAAAACAUGGUUUUUUUGGAGAAGCAUGGGGAGAGACUGUGUUGAAAAGUUCUGCAGUAAUCAAAAUAAACAGGUUUAAGUUGUGGAUUCAGAUGGAUUUAAGAGCCUCAGAAAUGCAAAAAGAGAAAGAACUGAUUGAAAAGCCACAACCAGUCCAGAUGACUUGCUAUGGAAGUCUUUGCCAGGAGUUUAACAAAGGCAGUUCCUCAGGGGCACAGCUGUGAUGCUGAUCUUUCUACUGUCCUCUUGCUCUGAUUUUCUUCCCUUCGAUGCACUGCUCCUUGAGCUGUCACAUGCUAGUGUUUUUAGAUUUGCUUAACAGAUGGAAAAUGCAUUUGCUAUAACUGGAAAUGUGGCAUCUGUCUCAAUUGAAAGCAGUUGAAAACAUUCCCCAGAAUUGUGUCUCGAUUGUCAACAGGACGAAUCGCCACUGGCAUUCACACUGCAUGGUGCGUGAGUUGACAUGUGUGGCAUUGGCUCAGAUUACACAAUAGCAGCUGGAAAAUUAAUUUAGCGGGAAGCUAACAAUCUGUUGUCAAACCACACCCUCAGAGUGCUUGUCUAAAUUAAAAAGAAUGCUUCAGCAAGUGUCCUAUUGAAUGUUUCCAGGAAUAACCUUGAAAAGUUCAUCAGCUGCUUUCUUGGAAAUCACUGCAAGGCUGGCUGUUCCCCAGAUACCUCGAGAUAUGGGACUGGAUUUCUGCCUGGAAAUGGAUUACUGAUUGCACACGCAGAAGUUGGAUAACCUAAUUGCUUUCCCCUUUGAUAAUCAGCUGGAAUGUAUCAAGUUUAAGAAAGUGGACGCGGAACAGUCCGUUUGUGUAUUUUAUACUCUGUAUAAACUGUGACUCUGAAAGAUUUCAUUUGGCCCAACUAGUCUGCGCUGUGAUGGAAACAAAAUGAUGAGCAGGUCUGACAGAAUCUGUGAGGAGAGACACAGUUAACUCAUGCAGGUUGUUGACCUUUGGCUAGAACAGUCUAUGUUUUGUUUAUACCUCAUAGGAGCCUCCUCUUCCUCUAGUUUAUCUAGCCAAUAAAAGUGUAAUCCUCCUAAUCUUA